GCAGCCCUGUGCCAGCCCGCUUGGGCUCCUCCCCUUCAAGCCCAGCCCUUCUUCCCGCCUCCUCCCACCCAGGAUCCGCGUGGCCCGGCGCGCGCGCACUCAGGCUGGCGGGCGGCCGGCCUUGGCCGGGCAGUCACAGGCGAGGGGCAGGGCUGUGUCCCGGGCCCCGCCCCCUUUGGACCGGCGUCCCUACCGCGCCUGCGCGCUCCCGCCCGGUCUCCAUCUUGGAAUUGGGAGGAAGAGGGAGAGGGAGGCCGGGACGAGACGGGGCUGCGGUGCAGAGAAGCUGAGACCGAGAGGCUAGGGAGCGAAGGCGCGGGGACCGCCGGCAGCGCCCUGACCACAGCCCCUCAGCUGCUCCGGGGAAUAGGACGGGGACGGGAGGAGGCCAGGGCCGAGUGGGGGCUGUCACCCUCGGACCCCAGCGCGAGAGGGGCCGUGCGACCGGACGUCCUCGGGGUGGGCCCCUGCUCGGUGGCGGCAGACCCGGGGCUCAGGCCCCCGGGUCCCAGAUUUUGGGCCUUGGCCCCUCGCUUCUCAAAUACCCAGGCAUCAGCUAUCUGGGACUCAGGUCCCAGCCUUUACAAACCUGGGUCUCUGUUUUGUAGGAUUUCAAAUACCUGGGGCUCAGGACCCUGCGUGCACCAGUGUUCGGGGUUCACUCCCCAGACGUUCAAAUACCGGAUUCAUUUUUAGCUCGUGCACAUAUUUGGGGCUCAGACCCCACUAUCGGAAAUCCCGGAUUCAGCAACUGUCGCCCUCGAGUUGGGGGAGGACUGGACCGGGAGGUCAGAUCAGGUUGUCACCCCCUCCCCUCCAGGGGGGGCUUCCCGGGCCCGCCCCUCAGGAAGGGCGAAAGCGGAGGCAGAGGUGGCAAGGGGAAAGGUCUCCUUGCCCCUCUCCCUGCUUAGCAGAGCAGCUGGAGGACCCCAGGCGGAAGCGGAGGCUCUGGGGCACCAUAGUGAGCCCUACCAGGCAAGGCCCCAAUCUCAGGGCCCCCAGGGGCCAUCAUGCCAGCUGGGGGCCGGGCCGGGAGCCUGAAGGACCCUGAUGUAGCCGAACUCUUCUUCAAGGAUGACCCUGAAAAGCUCUUCUCUGACCUCCGGGAAAUUGGCCAUGGCAGUUUUGGAGCUGUGUACUUUGCCCGGGAUGUCCGAAACAAUGAGGUGGUGGCCAUCAAGAAGAUGUCCUAUAGUGGGAAGCAAUCAAAUGAGAAAUGGCAGGACAUCAUCAAGGAGGUGCGGUUCUUACAGAAGCUCCGGCAUCCCAAUACUAUUCAAUACCGGGGCUGUUACCUGAGGGAGCACACGGCUUGGCUGGUGAUGGAGUAUUGCCUGGGCUCAGCUUCUGAUCUUCUAGAAGUGCACAAGAAGCCCCUUCAGGAGGUGGAAAUUGCAGCGGUGACCCAUGGGGCACUACAGGGCCUGGCAUAUCUACACUCACACAACAUGAUCCAUAGGGAUGUGAAAGCUGGAAACAUCCUGCUGUCUGAGCCAGGCUUGGUGAAACUGGGGGACUUUGGCUCCGCAUCUAUCAUGGCACCUGCCAACUCCUUUGUGGGCACCCCAUACUGGAUGGCUCCGGAGGUGAUCCUGGCCAUGGAUGAAGGGCAAUAUGAUGGCAAGGUGGAUGUCUGGUCCUUGGGGAUAACCUGUAUCGAGCUGGCGGAGCGGAAACCACCACUGUUCAACAUGAAUGCAAUGAGUGCCUUAUACCACAUUGCACAGAAUGAGUCCCCUGCUCUCCAGUCAGGACACUGGUCUGAGUACUUCCGGAAUUUUGUUGAUUCCUGUCUUCAGAAAAUCCCUCAAGAUAGACCAACUUCAGAGAUUCUUCUAAAGCACCGCUUCGUGCUCCGGGAGAGGCCGCCCACAGUCAUUAUGGACCUCAUCCAGAGGACCAAGGAUGCUGUACGGGAGUUAGACAACCUGCAGUACCGCAAGAUGAAGAAGAUACUAUUCCAAGAGGCACCCAAUGGCCCUGGUGCUGAGGCCCCAGAGGAAGAGGAGCUCACACCCUGUUCACAGGAGGCAGAGCCCUACAUGCACAGAGCAGGGACAUUGACCAGUCUAGAGAGUAGCCACUCAGUGCCCAGCAUGUCCAUCAGUGCCUCCAGCCAGAGCAGUUCAGUCAACAGCCUAGCAGAUGCCUCUGACAAUGAGGAGGAAGAAGAAGAGGAGGAGGAGGAGGAAGAAGAGGAAGAGGAAGGCCCUGAAACCCGAGAGAUGGCCAUGAUGCAGGAGGGGGAGCAUACAGUCACUUCCCACAGCUCCAUCAUCCACCGGCUGCCGGGCUCAGACAACCUGUAUGAUGACCCCUAUCAGCCAGAGAUGACCCCAGGUCCACUCCAACCACCUGCAGCCCCAACUCCCACCUCCACCACUUCUUCUGCCCGCCGCCGGGCUUAUUGCCGCAACCGAGACCAUUUUGCCACCAUCCGUACUGCCUCCCUGGUCAGCCGUCAGAUCCAGGAACAUGAGCAAGACUCGGCCCUGCGGGAACAACUAAGUGGCUACAAGCGGAUGCGGCGUCAGCACCAGAAGCAGCUGCUGGCCCUGGAAUCCCGGCUGAGGGGUGAGCGAGAGGAGCACAGUGGGCGGCUGCAGCGGGAACUUGAAGCACAACGGGCUGGCUUUGGCGCUGAGGCUGAAAAGCUGGCGCGGCGACACCAGGCCAUUGGAGAGAAAGAGGCACGAGCUGCUCAGGCUGAGGAACGGAAGUUCCAACAGCACAUCCUUGGGCAGCAGAAGAAGGAGUUGGCAGCCCUGCUGGAGGCACAAAAGCGAACCUAUAAACUUCGGAAGGAACAGUUGAAGGAGGAGCUCCAGGAGAAUCCUAGUACACCUAAGCGGGAGAAGGCCGAGUGGCUACUGCGGCAGAAGGAGCAGCUGCAGCAGUGCCAGGCAGAGGAGGAAGCAGGGCUGCUGCGGCGGCAGCGCCAAUACUUUGAGCUACAGUGUCGCCAGUACAAGCGCAAGAUGCUGCUGGCCCGUCAUAGCCUAGACCAGGACCUGCUUCGAGAGGACUUGAACAAGAAACAGACACAGAAGGACUUGGAAUGUGCUCUGCUGUUGAGGCAGCAUGAGGCCACCCGAGAGCUGGAGCUGCGACAACUCCAGGCCGUACAGCGCACACGUGCUGAGCUCACCCGCCUCCAGCACCAGACAGAGUUGGGUAACCAGCUGGAAUACAACAAGCGACGGGAGCAAGAGUUACGACAGAAGCAUGCAGCCCAGGUUCGCCAGCAGCCCAAGAGCCUCAAAGUACGUGCAGGCCAGCGCCCCAUGGGCCUCCCCGAUACUGGGGCUCUGGGACCACUGAGCACAGGCACCCCUAGUGAAGAGCAGCCCUGCCCAUCUGGCCAGGAGGCAGUCCUGGACCAAAGGAUGCUGGCAGAGGAGAAAGCAGUGCCAGAGAGAAGGAUUCUGGGAAAGGAAGGGACCAUCUUGGAGCCAGAGGAGCUGAGGAUUCUGGGGGAAGAAUCAGGAACCUUUAGUCCCAGUCCACAAAAACAUAGGAGUCUGGUUGAUGAGGAAGAUUGGGGUAUACCUGAGGAAGAUAUGGAGGAGAUUAGAGUCCCAUCACCGGCACCCCAGGAGAGGAGUAUUGUUGGCCAGGAAGAGACUGGGGCAUGGAGUUUGUGGGGGAAGGAGGAUGGGAGCCUUGUGGAUGUGGAGUUCGAGCUUGGCUGGGUCCAGGGUCCUGCACUGACUCCAGUCCCUGAGGAGGAGGAGGAAGAGGAAGAGGGGGCUCCGAUUGGAACCCCUAGGGAUCCUGGGGAUGGUUGUCCUUCCCCAGACAUCCCUCCAGAGCCACCUCCGCCACAUCUGAGGCCGUGCCCUGCUAGCCAGCUCCCUGGACUCCUAUCUCAUGGCCUCCUAGCUGGCCUCUCCUUUGCAGUAGGGUCCUCUUCUGGCCUUCUGCCCCUACUCCUCCUGCUGCUACUCCCACUGCUGGCAGCCCAGGGUGGGGGUGGCUUGCAGGCAGCGCUGCUGGCCCUUGAAGUGGGACUAGUGGGCCUGGGGGCCUCCUACCUGCUCCUUUGUACAGCUCUACACCUGCCCCCGAGUCUGUUCUUACUCCUGGCCCAGGGUACUGCACUGGGGGCUGUCCUGGGCCUGAGCUGGCGCCGAGGCCUUAUGGGCGUGCCUCUAGGCCUUGGGGCUGCCUGGCUCCUAGCUUGGCCUAGCCUAGCUCUACCUCUGGCAGCUAUGGCAGCUGGGGGCAAAUGGGUGCGACAGCAAGGCCCACGGUUGCGCAGAGGCAUCUCUCGACUCUGGUUGCGGGUUCUACUGCGCCUGUCACCCAUGGCCUUCCGGGCCCUACAGGGCUGUGGGGCUGUGGGAGACCGGGGCCUGUUUGCACUCUACCCCAAGACCAACAAGAAUGGUUUCCGAAGCCGACUACCUGUCCCUUGGCCCGGUCAGGGAAAUCCUCGCACUGCUCAGCGCCCACUAGCUCUGUUGGCAAGGAUUUGGGCUCUGUGCAAGGGCUGGAACUGGCGCCUAGCACGGGCCAGCCACAGUUUAGCCUCUCACUUACCCCCCUGGGCCAUCCACACACUUGCCAGUUGGGGCCUGCUUAAGGGUGAACGACCCAGUCGGAUCCCUCGGCUGCUACCACGCAGCCAACGCCAGUUUGGGCUCCCUGCCUCCCCACAGCUACCACCAGGUACUGUAGCUGGGCGGAGAUCCCGGACCCGCAGGGCUCUGCCUCCUUGGAGGUAACCAAUUCCAACCCUAUUGAGAGCAUCGAGCACUUUAUCUCCCAUAACUCAGUGAAGUUUCUCCAGUCACCAGCCCUCUCCUCCCUUCUGACCCUUCUUCCUCAGUAUGUUUCCCCAGGCCCAGCCCCUGAGACCCCUAGACAGGCAGUCUCUUCUGCUAUGGAGUCCAGAAGUGACACUCUGUGUUCUCCCAACCCUUUAAGUUAUUACUGUUCCCCCUGCUGUGUGUGUGCUCAUCCUCACCCUCAUCGGCUCAGGCCUGGGGCCAGGGGUGGCAGGGAGGGAUGUCAUGGGGUUUUUUUGUUGUUUUUUCCCCUCUUUGAUUUUGUUUUUCUGUCUCCCUUCCAACCUGUCCCCUUCCCUCCCCCACCAAAAAGAAAAAAAAGAAAAAGACAAACACAAAUAAAAUAUCUGAGCGGAACUA
Molecule: messenger RNA, 5150 nt
Organism: Nannospalax galili (Upper Galilee mountains blind mole rat)
Lineage: Eukaryota; Metazoa; Chordata; Mammalia; Rodentia; Spalacidae
Gene: Taok2
Product: TAO kinase 2
Exons: 16
Coding region: 1011-4727 (1238 amino acids)
Biological process (GO): protein phosphorylation
Molecular function (GO): ATP binding; protein kinase activity
Source: RefSeq, a predicted model, not a curated record